Molecule: messenger RNA, 504 nt
Organism: Daphnia pulicaria
Lineage: Eukaryota; Metazoa; Arthropoda; Branchiopoda; Diplostraca; Daphniidae
Exons: 4
Coding region: 91-504 (137 amino acids)
Source: RefSeq, a predicted model, not a curated record
GUCUGGCCGGAAACGUUGGCCAAACUAGAUAGUGUCUAUGACGAACUUAUUGAUUGCUACUUGAACGAUCGCAAACAAUGUUUAAACGAGAUGACGUACGCCCUAACAGCUUAUUCCCAUCAGAACAAGCCCGGCAAAGUUUUGGAAAUGGUCAGGAUUUUAGUUUCGGCACCGUGGCAUAUUCUUCAUCCUUUGGACAAAUUGAGAAUGAUGAAAGCUUGGAGCAAAUACAGCCAGGUGCUCAACGAUCCAGUGCGUAAUCUCAACAUGCGACUAACAUUCCAGAACGGCGAAGUCACUUUCAUCCAAUCCCAUCAUCUGUCUAACGAGUCGGCGUUAGGCAACGCUUCCACGCCUCUGCAGAUGGAUUACGACGAAGAAAAUGUCAUAGCCGGAACCAGUGACAACGAAACACGUUCAGAGUCCCAGGAGGAGCAGCAAAACGUGCGGAUGCACACUCCGGCGCUUAUGUACGACAUUCCAAGUCUCCCGCAAAACGUUUAA